Messenger RNA from Candidozyma duobushaemuli, 1092 nucleotides. It is a transcript of the gene PEX7, whose product is annotated as Pex7p. The coding region runs from base 1 to 1092 and encodes 363 amino acids. The record is from RefSeq and is a predicted model, not a curated record. Gene Ontology annotation, cellular component: peroxisomal matrix; cytosol. Gene Ontology annotation, biological process: protein import into peroxisome matrix. The transcript has 2 exons. Lineage: Eukaryota; Fungi; Ascomycota; Pichiomycetes; Serinales; Metschnikowiaceae. Gene Ontology annotation, molecular function: protein binding.
AUGCUUUCGUACAGAACAGCAGGCUACAACGGCUACGGGGUCCGGUAUUCGCCCUUUUUCGACAACAAGCUUGCAGUAGCCACCGCGGCUAAUUAUGGAUUGGUCGGAAACGGCAAGCUUUUCAUUCUUUCCAUAGAUGGUCAAGGUCAGAUCCACAACGAGAUCGGAUGGGAAACUCAAGAUGGACUUUUCGACGUGGCCUGGACUCGCUACGGCGCUGGGGAUGGGCUGGUGAAGAUUUUUGAUUUGAAGGUGCCUCAGUUUCCGGUGAUGAACUACAAGGAACACCAGAGGGAGGUAUUCUCGGUGAAUUGGAACUUGGUGGACAAAUCCAGCUUUGUGACGUCGUCGUGGGACGGCUCUAUCAAGGUAUGGCAGCCCCUGCGGCAGCAGUCGAUGCUUACGUUAAAUCCGAAGGUGGAUCAGAGCACCAAGGUGAACCAACAAGCACCUCCAACCAGCCACAACCAAAAGGCCAAUUUCAACACAACACAGUGUGUUUACAACGCCAACUUCUCUCCGCAUUCGCCGCUGACAAUCAUCAGUUGCAAUGGCCUGUCGCAUGUGCAAAUCUGGGACAUCAGAGCUCCCCAGCCGCUUCAGCUUGAUUACAUUGCUCACGGAGGACUCGAGGCUCUAUCAUGCGAUUGGAACAAAUACAAGCCUAACGUGGUGGCGUCAGCAGGUACCGAUAAGGCCAUCAGGAUAUGGGACCUCCGAAUGAUUGCCAAACUCGAUAACCCAGUUCCUGGACAGCCGCUGCCAGCAUACCAUUUGCGUGGUCCAACGCCGCUCAACGAAUUGUUGGGUCACGAAUUUGCCGUCAGAAAGGUGGUUUGGUCGCCUCAUCUGGGACAGGAGCUUUUGCUGACGUCGUAUGACAUGACAUCGAGAGUGUGGGCCGAUCAGCUGGACGAUAGAGCGAGAUUUUUGAACAACGGCGGUUCUGGAUGCAAGGGGGUGAUGCGUCAGCACAGGGAGUUUAUAGUGGGCUGUGAUUACAGUCUCUGGGGUGAGCCUGGCUGGUGUGCCACCACAGGCUGGGACGAAAUGGUGUAUGUUUGGGACACCAAGCGUGUGCCGCCGAGAUAA